Molecule: messenger RNA, 707 nt
Organism: Stegodyphus dumicola
Lineage: Eukaryota; Metazoa; Arthropoda; Arachnida; Araneae; Eresidae
Product: peptidyl-prolyl cis-trans isomerase-like
Biological process (GO): protein folding; protein peptidyl-prolyl isomerization
Cellular component (GO): cytoplasm
Molecular function (GO): cyclosporin A binding; peptidyl-prolyl cis-trans isomerase activity
Source: RefSeq, a predicted model, not a curated record
UCCAUGUGCUUCAUAAACUUUUCCCGCUUUCAAUCAGCGCCAUUUUGCGACAAAAGCCGGUAGUAGUUCUGAGUAACGGUGUUAACUUGAAAGCAUUUUUUAGUCCUCGUCAAUUUUGUACCAACGACAUGGCUAAACCUCAGGUUUUCUUCGAUAUCAAUGCUGAUAAUCAGCCUCUUGGUAGAAUUGUUAUGGAAUUGAGAGCUGAUGUUGUUCCAAAGACUGCUGAAAACUUCAGAGCUUUGUGUACUGGAGAAAAAGGUUAUGGCUAUAAAGGCAGCAUCUUCCAUAGAGUAAUUCCUGGCUUUAUGUGCCAAGGUGGAGAUUUCACAAAGCAUAAUGGCACUGGAGGAAAGUCUAUUUAUGGUACAAAGUUUGAAGAUGAAAAUUUUAUUUUGAAACAUACUGGACCAGGUAUUCUGUCUAUGGCUAAUGCAGGACCAAAUACUAAUGGAUCCCAGUUCUUUGUUUGUACUGCAAAAACAUCAUGGUUGGAUGGAAAACAUGUUGUAUUUGGUCAAGUAAUUGAGGGUAUGGAUGUUGUUAAGAAAAUUGAGAGCUAUGGUAGCCAGAGUGGACAGACGAGCAGGAAGAUAUCGAUUGCCAAUAGUGGACAGUUAUCUUAGUUUUCAAAUGCUUUUGAAUUUCACUUUUGCAAGAUGUGAUUUUGGUUAUAACAUUUUCUAAAAUAAAGUACUUGAAUAAUA